Molecule: messenger RNA, 777 nt
Organism: Phragmites australis (common reed)
Lineage: Eukaryota; Viridiplantae; Streptophyta; Magnoliopsida; Poales; Poaceae
Product: chemocyanin-like
Exons: 2
Coding region: 114-524 (136 amino acids)
Cellular component (GO): plasma membrane
Molecular function (GO): electron transfer activity
Source: RefSeq, a predicted model, not a curated record
GGACGCCGCACGCUAUAAAGGUCACGCGACCAGGACGCCCUUCCAUCCUGCGGGUCCAAGCAAGCGAAGGUAGCAAAAAGCAGCUGAUCUCUCCAAGUUGUCGGUGCGCGUCAAUGGAGGGCCGGGGAAGAGGCAGUGCAAGCGGCGCGUUCGUCGCCGUCGCCGCGCUCCUGUGCGCGGCGGUGCUCCUGGAGGCCGCCCCCGCCGCCGAGGCGGGGACGACGUACUGGGUCGGCGACGCCGCCGGGUGGACGCGCAACGUCGACUACAGCAGGUGGCUGGCCGGCAAGACCUUCCUCGCCGGCGACGUGCUCGUGUUCAAGUACGACACGAGGUUCCACGACGUGGCGUGGGUGAGCAAGGGCGGGUACAGGAACUGCGUGGUGUCCCCGAAGGGCGGCCGCGCCCCGGUGUUCCGCACGGGGUACGACAGCGUCACGCUGCCCAGGGGCACGCACUACUUCAUCUGUGGCGUGCCGGGGCACUGCGGCGCCGGCAUGAAGCUCGCCGUCACGGUCUACUGAUCGUCCAGCUGGCGCUCGGCCGACCGAUCGCUCCUUGCCGCGCAUGAGCGUGCGUGCGUGCCUGUGUGUCCUGAUCCAUGGAUGAUGAUAAUAUGUGAGUGCGUGUCGUUGAGGUGGCGGUCGAUCGUUUGCAGUUCUGUCCGUCCCUCGAUGUUUGGUUUGCCUGUGUUUGUGAGUCGUCAGUCGGCAUAUGUAACAUGUCAUGAGUAAACCUGAUGUUUUCUCUCGUAACGCUAAUGAAGAUAUGUUCAGA